Messenger RNA from Pyrus x bretschneideri (Chinese white pear), 6807 nucleotides. Its product is annotated as 1-phosphatidylinositol-3-phosphate 5-kinase FAB1B-like. Gene Ontology annotation, biological process: phosphatidylinositol phosphate biosynthetic process. Gene Ontology annotation, molecular function: ATP binding; 1-phosphatidylinositol-3-phosphate 5-kinase activity; metal ion binding. Gene Ontology annotation, cellular component: endosome membrane. The record is from RefSeq and is a predicted model, not a curated record. Lineage: Eukaryota; Viridiplantae; Streptophyta; Magnoliopsida; Rosales; Rosaceae.
ACGACCAUGUGCUCCGCUCUAUUGUCCAUUUGAAUAGUUGGAUUGGACACAACAACAGAACAAAGUUACGAACAAUUGCUUGUCAAUUGGGCGGCGAUGUUAAAUGACGAAAGUGCACACAGGUGUCCGUCGCACACAAAAUCUAUGUUGGCCGGAGAACACCUGCGAGGGCACUCUCGGUAUUUGAAUUCUGAAUUUUGCAUUUCCUGACUUUCUGGGCCUGUUGUUCGUUCGUCAUGAAAGCGACGUCGUUUGCCCACUAACACAGAGAAAAUUAAAAGAAAAAAAGACCAAAAUUACAUAUAUGCAACCACGUUAAUAGGAGCCAUCUUUGUCUCUGCCACAAGAAAGAAAUAAAAAGUGAAAAAAUAUUGAGAGAAAGGUACAGAAAAUUUAACGAAAUACGACGAACGAACGGGAUUCAGAGAAUUAAUUUUCAAAGAUCGACGGAGAUGGUUGCUGUUGCAUUGAUACUCUAAAACUUUUCUGGCUCAAAAAUGGCGGAUUGGUCUGUUGGGUUAGAGAGUUGAAGCGCAGGCGGCAUUGAAUUGGGACGAGUCGGUUUCUGGGAACGAGGGGUUUCGCAGUUUUUUGUACCCCCUCUGUAAUUUUUCUUGGAGCUUUCGGAUCGUCACGGAUUCUUGAGGGCACGUGGCGGCAAUCUACGGAUGCCACCUGUUGGCUUUUUCACUGGAGGGAAGAUCUGAAAACGGUUUCUGUUUCCGUUUUACUUGAAUCGCAAGGUUGUUGAAUCGACAUAGACAAAGAGGAUUUACUGAUGGGGGUGCCUUUAGUGUUUUGUGUGGUUAGUUUUUGUUCGUAUGGGGUGAAUUUGGCGCGGUUAUAAUCAAGAAUAUGCUUGAAAAUAGUUUAGUAUUUCGGUUUUAGUAAUCGGGUGAAUUGGUGAAGGUUUCCCAUCUAGAAUUUGCCUUGUUAAGAGUGGUAAUUGGCAAAUGAGCAGGGCAGCAGAAUCGUUUGUCGAUGGCUGCGCCCAGCAAGAUAUUCUCCCAUUUUAUUUCCAUGGUUAAAUCAUGGAUCCCUUGGCGAUCAGAGCCUGCUAAUGUUUCGAGGGAUUUUUGGAUGCCUGAUCAUAUCUGUAGGGUAUGCUACGAGUGUGAUUCACAGUUUACUAUCUUUAACCGUAAACAUCAUUGUCGGCUUUGUGGACGAGUUUUCUGUGCUAAGUGUACAGAGAACUCAAUACCUGCCCCCUCUGGUGACCCAAGGAAAGAUCAGGAAGAGUGGGAGAAGAUUCGUGUAUGCAAUUUUUGUUACAAGCAACGGGAGCAAGGCAUAGUUAUUCCUGAUAACGGAAUCUCGGUUGCCAACUUAGAUCUUAGUACUUCGCCAUCAGAAACCAGUUUUGCUAGCUUUAAGUCAUGUGGCACUGGUAGCAGUAGUAGCUUCACUAACUCAAUGCCAUACUCAACUGGGCCAUAUCAACGAUUUCAACUUGGUUCUGGCCUCAGCCCCUGUCAAUCGUCUCUAAUGGAAACUAACACAGAAAAGCAGAGCAAAUUCAGUCAAUGGAAGAGCAGUGAUUUUGGUGCCGAUAUGUCUCCAGACCAAUAUGAAGUUGCGACUGCCAGGAGUGAUGACGAGGAUGUUGAGUAUGGUGUAUAUCAGUCAGAUUCAAAGAACUAUCCUCAAGUCAGUGACUACUUUAGUCACAUUGAUUUCGAUGAGAUGAGCAAUGAUGAUGGAUCACAUAAGGUGCAUCUUGAUGGAGAAAAUAUUGAUGUGAAAAUUUUAAGCAGCUCCUCGUUACUUCCCAGUCAUGACUCGCAGGUUUUGGAGGGAAUCCAAGAGCUCGAAAAAAUAGAAGAUGAACAUGAUACUGGGGAUGAAUAUGAGGCAUCUUCCUCUAUGUAUUCUGCAGGGGAUGAUGAUACAGAACCUGUGGAUUUUGAGAACAAUGGACUUUUAUGGCUUCCCCCUGAACCAGAAGAUGAAGAAGAUGAAAGGGAAACUGUUCUACUUGAUGAUGAUGAUGAUGAUGAUGGUGACGCUACAGGAGAGUGGGGGCGUUUACGUGCAUCAAGCAGUUUUGGAAGCGGGGAGUAUCGCAAUAGGGAUCGGUCAGGUGAGGAGCACAAGAAGGCCAUGAAGAAUGUUGUUGAUGGACACUUUAGGGCUUUGGUAGCUCAGCUGUUGCAGGUUGAGAACCUUCCAGUCGGCCAGGAAGGAGAAACAGAAGGUUGGUUGGAGAUCAUUACGUCUCUGUCCUGGGAGGCUGCUACACUAUUAAAGCCAGAUAUGAGCAAAGGGGGAGGGAUGGACCCAGGUGGUUAUGUAAAAGUAAAAUGUAUAGCUUCUGGAUCUCGCUGUGAUAGCAUGGUGGUCAAAGGAGUUGUGUGUAAGAAAAAUGUGGCUCAUCGACGAAUGACAUCCAAAAUAGAGAAACCUCGGUUUAUGAUCCUUGGCGGUGCUCUUGAGUACCAGCGUGUUUCUAACCUCUUGUCAAGUUUUGAUACUCUAUUGCAGCAGGAGAUGGACCACUUAAAGAUGGCAGUAGCAAAGGUAGAUGCACACCACCCUGAUGUCCUUCUGGUAGAGAAAUCAGUUUCUCGAUAUGCCCAGGAAUAUCUUCUUGCAAAAGGCAUAUCACUUGUUCUGAAUAUCAAGAGGCCACUUUUAGAGCGUAUAGCUCGCUGCACAGGUGCUCAAAUAGUCCCUUCAAUUGAUCAUCUCUCAUCACAGAAGUUGGGCUACUGCGACUUAUUUCAUGUGGAGAGGUUCAUGGAAGAUCUUGGUUCUGCCAGUCAGGGUGGGAAAAAACUGGUGAAGACAUUGAUGUAUUUUGAAGGUUGCCCAAAGCCGUUGGGUUGUACUAUUCUACUUAGAGGUGCUAAUGGGGACGAGUUAAAAAAAUUGAAGCAUGUGGUUCAGUAUGGGAUUUUUGCAGCAUAUCAUUUGGCUUUGGAGACAUCCUUCCUUGCCGAUGAAGGAGCCACUCUGCCAGAACUCCCAUUCAACACUCCAAUUACCGUGGCGCUUCCAGAUAAACCAUCAAGCAUUGAGAGGUCCAUUUCCACGGUGCCUGGUUUUAGUGUUGCUGGCAAUGGACAGUCUCACAAUGAACCACGAAGAUCCAUCAGUGUCCCAGUUUCAGAUUUGGACGCAGCAAUCAGAAGUAUACAGCCUCCUUUACUCAGUGAUCGUACCUCUCUACCCGCUCCUCCCACUACAGGUUUCACCAAGUCUACAUCUGUGCAUCCUACUCUGUCCGGGAAUGCUUCAGAUACCACAUCUGUGUACUCUACUCCAUCUGGGAAUGCUUCAGAUACUUAUCAUAAGGGUCUUUCUCCUUAUCAUAUAUUUGAUGAUAAAAGUGAAAUGGGUUCUAAAAAAAUUUCACAGGUAGAAAAUUCUGCAACCAAAAUUUGCUCUGAUAUCAUGUCUAAUCAUCUUGCUGGCAAUAGCUUGAGGUCUUUAGAGUCUAUGGGACAGGGUGGUUUCUCGAUCGCCCAAAAUGAUGAAACUGUAAGUACUGGAAAUCAACUAGGUGGUUCACACAAUUCAUUUCUGCAUGAAGAUGGUAAUACUCAAGCUGAUGAACCAGGACCUAUGAAUGAAGAGUUUCCUCCGUCACCUUCUGACCAUCAGAGCAUUUUAGUUUCCUUGUCAUCCCGGUGCGUGUGGAAGGGGACUGUCUGUGAGAGGUCGCAUCUGUUUCGAAUCAAAUACUAUGGCAGUUUUGAUAAACCUUUAGGACGGUUUUUACAAGACCAUUUAUUUGAUCAGAGUUAUCAAUGCAAUUCUUGUGAGAUGCCAUCAGAAGCACAUGUUCAUUGUUAUACUCAUCGUCAGGGUACUCUAACUAUAUCUGUUAAGAAGCUGCCAGAAAUAAUCUUACCAGGUGAAAGGGAAGGAAAGAUCUGGAUGUGGCACAGGUGCUUGAAGUGUCCAAGGAUCAAUGGAUUUCCUCUGGCUACUAGGAGGAUAGUGAUGUCUGAUGCCGCGUGGGGUUUAUCAUUUGGAAAAUUUUUGGAGCUCAGUUUUUCAAACCAUGCAGCUGCAAGCAGGGUGGCGAGCUGUGGCCAUUCUUUACAUAGAGAUUGUCUUCGUUUUUAUGGAUUCGGGAAGAUGGUCGCUUGCUUUCGGUAUGCAUCAAUUUAUGUUCAUUCUGUCUACCUUCCACCCGCCAUAGUGGAUUUCAAUUAUGAGAAACAGGAAUGGAUACAAAAAGAAACAGAUGAGGUUAUUGAUCGGGCAGAGCUUCUUUUUUCUGAAGUACUUAAUGCUCUUCGUCAAAUUGCGGAGAAAAGAUCUGGUUCCGGAUCACAUAGUAGUGGCAUUGUAACACCUGAAUCGAGACACCAAAUUGUCGAACUGGAAGGAAUGUUACAAAAGGAGAAGGUGGAAUUUGAGGAAUUGCUCCAGAAAACUUUGAACAGGGAAGCUAAAAAGGGCCAGCCUGUCGUUGACAUUCUGGAGAUCAAUCGGCUGCGAAGGCAGCUGCUUUUCCAAUCUUACAUGUGGGACCAUCGCUUAGUUUAUGCAGCCAGUUUAAAUAACAACAGAUACAACGAUGGUUUGAAUAGCUCAAUUUCAGAUGAGGGGAAACCUGCGACUAGUAGUGAAAAGAUUGCUGAUAAUGUGGCAAUAAAUCUAGGAAAAAGUUAUAAUAGUUGUGAUUCCUUUCUUGUGGAUGCAAUGCUUAACAAAGGAUUUGACCACGGGGGAGACGUUGCCAACACUGUCCAUGCUGAAAUGCUAAAUAAAGAGAGAGACAGCGGCCGAGAUUCAAAAUAUGAAAAUGAAGAUCAAGGUAAUCUCUCUGAUGGAGUUAGUACAUGUGAUCAAUCUGAUCCUUUGAAACCAAGGGCAGGUAUUCAUAGGUCCCUCUCGGAUGGUCAGUUUCCUGUCAUAAUGGAUUUGUCAGAUACCCUUGACACUGCAUGGACUGGUGAAAAUCAAUGUGGAUUUGGAACAGCGAAGGACAAUACCCGCACUGUUCCUGUUCUAGGAAUAGCAGAUUCAAGUGCCUCUUCUGUGAAGGACGAAUUAAAUUUAGACCAUGCAGAAGACCAGAAUGGGCCCAUGAUUGCGCAUUCUGCUUCUCCUGCAUUAUCUACCAAGGGGUCUGAAAAUAUCGAAGACUCUGUAAGCUGGUUGAAAAUGCCCUUUUUAAACUUCUAUCGUGGGUUCAAUAAGAAUUUUUUAUCUGCUGCUCAGAAGCUUGAUACACUAGGCGAGUAUAAUCCAGUAUAUGUUUCAUCCUUUCGGGAGUUGGAACUGGAAGGUGGGGCUAUGCUGCUUCUGCCGGUGGGAAUAAAUGAUACUGUUGUCCCCGUAUACGAUGACGAGCCCACAAGUCUUAUAUCUUAUGCCCUUGUCUCACCAGAUUAUCAUUCACAAAUAACUGAUGAGGGGGAAAGAACAAGAAACAGCGGCGAUGUUAGCUUGUCUGAUUCUUUCACUACGCAGUCACACCAUCCUGAUGAUGACACAACAGCUGAAUCUCAUCGAAGCUUUGGAUCUACUGAGGGUUUGGAUCCGCUUUCGUAUACAAAGGCUUUGCAUGCAAAAGUUUCUUUCGGAGAUGAUAGCCCACUUGGUCAGGUUAAAUACUCAGUGACAUGUUACCAUGCAAAACGUUUUGAAGCCUUAAGAAGGAUUUGCUGCCCGUCUGAGCUUGACUAUGUAAGAUCCCUUAGUCGUUGUAAAAAGUGGGGAGCCCAAGGUGGAAAGAGCAAUGUCUUUUUUGCUAAAAGCUUGGAUGACCGGUUUAUCAUUAAACAAGUCACCAAGACGGAGUUGGAAUCUUUCAUAAAAUUCGCUCCCGGCUAUUUCAAAUAUCUAUCUGAAUCAAUUGGCACAAAAAGUCCGACAUGCCUGGCAAAGAUUUUGGGGAUCUAUCAGGUUAAAUCAAAGCAUCUUAAAGGCGGGAAAGAGUCGAAGAUAGAUGUCUUAGUUAUGGAGAAUCUUAUGUUUGGAAGAAAUAUUACGCGGCUCUAUGAUCUCAAAGGAUCUUCACGGUCUCGUUAUAAUCCUGAUUCUAGUGGGAGUGACAAAGUACUACUAGAUCAGAACUUGAUUGAAGCAAUGCCCACAUCUCCGAUCUUUGUGGGAAACAAGGCAAAGCGGUUGUUGGAGAGAGCUGUCUGGAAUGAUACUGCUUUUCUUGCUUCAAUUGACGUAAUGGAUUAUUCACUACUGGUUGGGGUGGACGAAGAGAAGCAUGAAUUAGUACUUGGAAUUAUUGAUUUCAUGAGGCAGUAUACAUGGGAUAAGCACCUUGAAACUUGGGUUAAAGCUUCGGGCAUCCUCGGUGGGCCAAAGAACGCUUCUCCUACUGUAAUUUCCCCAAAGCAGUACAAGAAAAGGUUCCGGAAAGCAAUGACAACCUAUUUUCUGAUGGUUCCAGAUCAGUGGUCUCCUCCGUCGAUUGUUACAAGCACCUCUCAGUCUGAUUUGGGCGAAGAGACAGGUGCUAAUUCGGUUGAAUGAUGCUGGGAGUCAAUCCACAUAUGCAUGUAAGCAUGCCAUUCAGGAACUGACCCUCCCACAUGAACUUUGUUACCUUAUUCAUUUACCUUCGUUUUUUAAUAUCGAUAUCCCAAUUCUUUUGUAUAGAAGUAUAUCAUUUGCAUUUUCUUGUUUUACGUAAGAAAUUCGUGAUUAUUUUGUUAGAAGAUGCAGAAGAAGGCUGUUGAUGAAGCCAUGGAAAUUUUGGUCAGGGGUAUAGUAUUGGAUGACCUCUCCAUUAAAUCCUUGAGUAGGAAGGAAUAUAAUUCUUGAUGUAUUUAAGCAUUACAGCAUCUAUAUUCAGUGAAGUGAAAGUCCUUAGUCUUGUGUAUAUUA